AAGAUUGGCUCAACCCGGCAAGCCAUUCCGCCGGGCAUCGCCUUGGCGGUUCUCAAGAAGCCGUCCAUCAUACCGUCACCGGACUCGGAUUCAAUAUUCAUGCCGGCUGACCCGGGGGCUGCUCAGCCGAACCCGGGGGCUUCAUCGCCCAAGUCGGGGGCUUCAAAGCCAAACCCGCCGGCUACCAUGCCGAACCCGGGGACUUCUCAGUCCAACCCGGGGGCUUCAUCGCCAAACUCGGGGGCUAGCAAGCCGAACCCGCCGGCUAGCAAGCCGAACCCGGCGACCAUGCAGUUGAAUCCGGAAGCUCCCGCGCAGGAGGCCCUGUUGGUCAGCGUAUUCGAGAUAAGAUGCGUACCUUCAUGGGCACAAGAAUUCCUCUCCUACCUCACCGACGGUGUGCUGCCUGAUAAUAGAGUCCAGGCCAGGCAGAUUGAGAGAAGGGCCAAGGCCUACACAAUCAUCAACCACCAGCUAUACAAACGCAGCGUAAGUGGGGUGUUCCAGCGGUGCGUCGAGCCGGCUGAAGGGAUUGAACUCCUACGGGAAAUCCAUCAAGGAGAGUGCGGACAUCACGCCUCGUCUAGAGCCAUAGUGGCCAAGGCCUUCCGGCACGGUUUUUACUGGCCGACUGCGCUCAGAGACGCAGAAGAGUUGGUGAAGAAGUGCAACGGCUGUCAGCGCUUCGCAAAGAAGAGACACCAGCCGGCUUCCGCCCUGAAAACCAUCCCCAUCACGUGGCCAUUUGCCGUAUGGGGC
Molecule: messenger RNA, 759 nt
Organism: Lolium rigidum
Lineage: Eukaryota; Viridiplantae; Streptophyta; Magnoliopsida; Poales; Poaceae
Exons: 1
Source: RefSeq, a predicted model, not a curated record